Sciurus carolinensis (gray squirrel) is the source of this 2194-nucleotide messenger RNA. RefSeq names its product chromosome 9 C3orf80 homolog (gene C9H3orf80). The transcript has a single exon. Bases 1 to 750 code for a protein of 249 amino acids. NCBI's taxonomy places the organism in Eukaryota, Metazoa, Chordata, Mammalia, Rodentia, Sciuridae. The record is from RefSeq and is a predicted model, not a curated record.
AUGUGGGGACCCGGGAUCACCGCUGAGGGCCUGUCGGUGGCGCCGGCGCCGCCGCCUCUACUGCCCCUGCUGCUGCUACUGGCGCUGGCGCUGGUGGCGCCCUCGCGGGGCGGCGGGGGCUGCGCGGAGCUGGCGUGUGGUGAGCGGGAGCGCUGCUGCGACUCGGCCAACGCCACGGCGGUGCGCUGCUGUAAGCUGCCGCUACAUGCCUUCCUGGACAACGUGGGCUGGUUUGUCCGCAAGCUCUCAGGGCUGCUCAUCCUGCUCGUGCUCUUCGCCAUCGGCUACUUCCUGCAGCGUAUCAUCUGCCCCAGCCCACGCAGGUACCCGCGUGGCCAGGCACGACCUGGCCAGGCAAGACCCGGGCCUCCGGGGGGCGCCGGGCCACCGGGAAACACAGGACCACCAGACGACGACGACGACGACUCGCCCACUCUGCUGCCCGAUGAGGCAGCCACUGGCUCACAGGACUCACUGCUGGACAGUGGCUGCAGCGGCCGCGGCCGGGGAGGCGGUGGCCGCUUGGCCCCCUCCUGCGCCACGGAGCACGAGCUGCGUGUAGUUUCUCCAGUUUUCCUACAGCUGCCCAGUUACGAAGAGGUCAAGUACCUGCCCACAUAUGAAGAGUCUAUGCGCCUGCAGCAGCUCAGCCCGGGAGAGGUGGUGCUGCCGGUGUCUGUGCUUGGCUGCCCGCGAGGCGGUGGAGCCGGGGAUCCAGACUGCGGCGCGGGCCGCUUCCCGCUCAUCUGAGCGCCCAGGUCCUCUCCAGAGCCACGCGGACUUUGUGAGGCCGGGAGCUGCGAGAAGCCAUAAGGGCUGGUAUGCCCGCAGCCGCCAACUGCCUCUGACCCUGCCUAGCACUCCAGCCUAACUUCCUGUCCCCCUGCGAAUGGGUUGGGGUCAUCCCUCUCUCUCAUGCUCUCCCAGGAUCUUAAGUUUCCCCACGUUUUAUUCGGUUCAAGGUAACGUUGGGGGGGAGAAAGCAAAGAAGGAGCCCCCAACGCAACUUCAACUUAGAAGGACGUCCCCGCCCUCUGCCUCGCCUCCUCUUCUGUUCACUCUUAAGUGCCUGCUUCCCGAAUCAAAGAGAACACGUGAGCCCUUUUGUGCUUUGGGAGAAGGGCGGUUUUCUUUAAGGUUGAAGAGAAAGGAGCACGGUUCCACCCCUACCUGGACAGUUCACUGUCUCGCAGGAUGGGCAGAGGGCUAGAAGUCGUUGGGGGCAAGUGGCGCCCAGUGAUUGCUGCGCGCCGGCCUGGGAGAGUUACACUUGGGUAUGAUGAAAUCCCUUUCUUGAGAAGGACGUAGAAAACCGUUUGGUGUCUUUCUGAACAAGCAAAUAGUUCAACUGAUGGCUCACAAUUAGGUGGGGAGGUACCCACGAUAUAUGGUUGGUUGGAUGCUGUACCUAGUCAAGAUUCAACUACUUUUAUCAAGAUUGUAUUCAUAAUGUGGUACAGUAGCACUUUUGAUUUUUCAAUAACUGAGAAGGUAUAUUUGUCUUUUAUUUUUAUAUUUUUGCCAUGUAUUGAACUCAACAGAAGGAUAUUUCAACAAAGACAACAACUGUCUUAAUCACUUUUUUAAGUGGUCAGGAAAUUAAUGGUCAGGAAAUUACCCACAUUCUGUCUUAUUGUUUAACAAAUGUUGAACAUUAUUUCAUUAAGAGUGAAAAAGAGAGAGAUGGUCAAAUGAGGAAACAUGUAACAUAAAACAUGAAGGAUAUCUUAUUUUCACUAGUUGAGAAUAUAUUUUAUUUUUAGUACUGUGGCAUAAUAUAUAACUUUUUAUAAUAACUGCACAUCAUGUAGUCUAGAUCAUUACAUAGUUACAUGUAAAAAUAAUUGAUGCAUAUAUGCCAUACCAUGAAGCAUGAUGUCAUGCACUUUUUCUUCAGUUUUUUUAUUUGGAAUACAUUACACAACAUGAUACAAAACAAAGAUCCUGAGACUUGUAACUUUUGUUUAAAGCCAUAAUUGUGCAGUAAUGUGCUUCAGAUGGAUUUAGCCAACUAUCUUAAGGGAGAAAAAGUGUCUCAUAUUUGUUCUACUAUUCUGUGACAUGUCCCUUAAGCAAAAGGUAAUAAAUAUAACAGUUUGAUAUGUUGUGUAUAAUGUACAUAUACAUAUUAUGUACAAUAUAUACAUCAAAUACUAUAUAGCAGUUUGUAAUUAGCAUGAAAGGAAAAGAAAGA